Drosophila pseudoobscura is the source of this 4336-nucleotide messenger RNA. RefSeq lists its product as uncharacterized. NCBI's taxonomy places the organism in Eukaryota, Metazoa, Arthropoda, Insecta, Diptera, Drosophilidae. The coding region runs from base 1 to 1941 and encodes 646 amino acids. The transcript has a single exon. The record is from RefSeq and is a predicted model, not a curated record.
AUGAGAUCUCAUGUCGCCGUCUAUCGCGCGCCAGACAACGGGAACAUCCUCGCUGGACCAUUUGCUAGAUACCAUCAGCAUCAGCACCAGCAACAGCACUUGCACUGGGCCUCAACGCCGCCGGUUCCUCCCCCCACUUCAGCCGCCACCGCCGCCUGCUACAAUCAACUACAGCGUCAGCGCCUGCAUCAUGGACCACACGUUCGCUGGACACCUGCUCAGGCGCAGACUCCACUCCCUCCAUCCCCUCAGCCAGCCGGCUACGGCAUUGGUCUGUCCAUACCGCCUGUGGUUAAUCAGCAGCGCAUCAACGAGUGCGCAGGAAUCCCACUUAUCUCGAACGCCUCCAGCCACUUGUCGCCGGGCCAGCGUCAGCGUUUGCUAAGGAAGACGGCUCCCAAGACGCCACCAUGGCCUCCGACGGGGGUACACACCAUGUCCCAGCUGGCGGCCCACGCCCAGGGAAUGCCGCUCCUCCAGCAGAACGGCAAGCAGAAUCUGCCACAACACCACCAGCCGCAACAGCAACAGCAGCACCAUCCCCCGUCGUGGAGUGCCUACCAGCCAAUGCCCCCAACUAGCCAAAGUUUCAAGCUGGCGGAUAAAUCUCGGGCCCUACGAUACCAGAACUCUGCUCCGCCCAUGCUCCAAAGCCAGGAAAAGCAGACGCUGGCUGGCAGUGCCACUAGCGGCCAGGAUGCCACACCGACGCCGGAGAGCUGCCUGCCACGAAUCAUCAAGCCGCGCAAGCGCCGCAAGAAGGAUCGAAAGCCCGGCAACGGAGUCUUACUCAAGAUAGAACCGGAUAUGCAGAUGAAGGCGUCCGUCCAGGGAGAGGAGCAUCCAUACCACCAUCUACUGCCUCUGGGCGGUGGGGGCGGAGUCCUGCAGCAUGAUCACACGCACGGCGUUUGCUUCUGCAGGGACUGCGAUCCGCUGCGAUCCCUGUGGGACUAUCAGGCACAGACCCUGCAUCGCUCGCUCUCCGAUGCCUCGUCCAGCGAGCCGGGCGGUGGCAGUCGGGAGUCCUCUUCCUCCACCUCGUCCACGCACUCGUCGGACAGCUCCUGCGAUAGCUCCAUAUGCUCCCAGAGCCUGCCACAGGCCUGCAACGCUCCCACUCUGCCGGAGGAAACCGUCGAGGAGUUUGCCCCCAUAACCGGGGACAGCAGUCGCGCGGAGAUUGUGGGAGUCAUUGGAUCGCAGCGCAGCCACCAAGUGGGUCAUGCCCAUGAGGGCGUUAUCGCGACGCCCUCGCAGUGCAGUCUCAGCGAUGACUCGGGCUACGGCGAUAUCUUGAGUGGGAUUAACAUAGCCAACGAUCUCUUUGGCAACUUUGGCUUCAAAGGCAGGGCAUCAUCGGAAUCAUCCUACUCCUCCGCCUGCGCCCAGGCGGAGACGUUGCUCGACGAGAGCAUCAACGAGAUAUCGAGGAAGCUCAUCGAGACGUGCAGCAGCAGUGCGUCAGCGUCGGGCGGAGAUCGGCACGGAUCGGUAUUGGGAUCGGGAGCCAGUGACAGUGGCUUGGAUAGUGCUGGCAGCUACAGUCGAGACUCUGGCCUCGUCUUUAGCUUUGAGCAUUUGAAUCUGAAUCUGAACCUGACGGAUGCGACGCCCACAUCUUUGGAUUUUCUUGUGGAUUGCAACAACAACAACAGCUGCGACAGCAACCAAAAGAGCAACAAUAGCAUCAGCAUGAGCAUCGACAAGGGAGGAGCAGCGUCACAGCAAUUUUAUAACAAUUGCUUUGGCCUGUUGUGGCAGCAGCAGCAGCAUGGUGGAGGUGGAGGCGGACACGAUGACAGCCAAGUGGCAGCUGCCAAACCAAGCCAAAACCAAAACCAAGACCGAGACAGCCGCCGCGACACACCCACAAGCAGGCGGCUGAUACUGGGAACGUUGCACGGUAAAUUGAAGCCAGCAUUUUCCACCAUCUCGUGACGACGACAAUGAAAAACUAAUCAAAAAUCCAAAGCGACAAUCCCCUGGAAUAUAUAUAAUAACUGAAGGAAGGGAGGAGUCGCCGCCGUCGCCGUCGCCUUGCCCUUAAAAGGCAGGCGUUCGAAAGUCGUUCAUUUUGAAUGAGACAGGGAGAGAGAUUGAUCCGCGCAGACGCAGCUGUGUGGCGGACGAUGCGUGGGUGCACGGAAAGAAAAUGUAUAUUCAAAAAAUGUCCAAUUUCUACCAAAACAUCAAUUGCAUAACCUCCUAAACGAAAGAGCCGAGAAAGAAGAAAAGCUAUUAAAUUCGUUCAAGGCAUAUUCGUAUGUGGAGACGAUCAUCACAUCAUCAUCACGAUCAUCGGGCGACGAUGAAGAAAGCAAAAACAAAAGGCCAACCAAGUUGUACAAACCCCAAACCCCGAUGGAAAUCGUACGAAACGGAACAGAAAGACAGGCCGCCGCAGCCGACGCCGCCGGGACUUGGGAGACUGGAUGGAAACCUUGUACAUACAACACUUUAGCUUCAAAACUUUCACUUUCACUGCCUGCGACGCAGCGUCGAUUUGUAUUUUUAAGACAGUGUUUUUUUUGUUGUUUCUUUUUCUUUUUGCCAAAGACCACAAGUGGAUGACGGGGAGCGGCAGCGGGUUGCGGGUGGAGGGAACGAUGUGAGAGAGAGAGACUUGGGUUCGCGAGACUCUUAUGCAGAUUUUGUGGCGCAAAAAGAAGAAGAAACUUUGUAGAAAUCGGAUAGAGAUUGAACUACGAAUUGAACCUAUAAUAUACUACUAUACCUGUACUAUAUCUACAGAUCUACCGAGUAUAUCUAGCUAUAUCUACAGAUCUACAACCAUAAUUAGAGGUAUAUCUAGACAUACCUAUAUAUAUCUACAUUAUAUACAUAUACUUAAUUGCUGUUGUUAUUUGUGCAUUAACGUUAAACCCAGGAGUUUUGUAUAGAUUUGUACGGGGUGUGUGUUUAUGGGUUACUUUUAGCUGGUAGCUGUAGGACAUUAUCGAGCUUAAGCCAACGUUCCUACAUAAUAAUAUUGUUUUAUCUUCGACUCCUUGGGUUCUAUUUAAUAUUAUUUUUAGGGUAUAAUCGUGUCGAAGCGCUACAACGUGAACUUUUCUUAGUUUUGUAAGUCCCUAAGUUAUCCUUAAACACAAAAGGAAGGAUCUCUGUGAGGGUUAUAUAAGUCUAUUGGUUAGUAAAUCUAUCAUAUGCAUGGAAUUUCGAAAUGCAAGCACACUUGUGAGUUGGUGCAGGAUCAGAUCCUCAGAUUUGAAUGGAAAGUGGUAUUCGAAGGUUUCAUUCGAAGAUGGUUCGGGGUAAGGGAUAGUCCAGUCGAUCUAGAUACCUUAACUUAAUGUAAUUUCAAUGUUCUCUUUAGCAUUUCCCUGAUUCAGUGAGUUUAUUGGGGCAAAAUAAUGUAUUUCAUUAUUAAAUCAUUUUAUUCGUUAAAUUCUAUAACAGUUAGUAUCAUAAAAUUAUCAGAUUCGUGAUACUUUAUUCAAAUGAACUUCUAAUUAGAAAACCCAGCUUCAAAUCCCUCUGUAGAAGUCUUGGAACAUCUCAGAGACUACUGUCAACGCUAGCACCAAGCUUGUAGCUCGACAAGAUCGAUUCUUGAAGUACCAUUCAUUCUUUUCAUUUCAAAUAAAGACUCAUAAUUUUGGAAUUGUAACAAAUUAGAUGUGUUGUAGAUGAGAUCUUCCUCCGUGGCAGUGGAGAUCUGGUGCAACAAUUAAUUCCGAUUGUGAAGAUCGCCAAAGCAUAAAAUCUAAAUCUGAAAAUCGAGAGCAGCCCUAGUUACCUGCUUUGUUUGUUGGCGAGUAAAAGUUUUCGCCUGUUAUAUUUUUUUUCUCUCUUUUUAAUUAAAAGAAACUCACGAACGCGGGCGCGCAAGCGCACUGAAAUUGCUUGGAAGUUUUCCGCUCUACUCGACUCUGCCUCUGACUCUGACUCCGGCUUCGACUUUGGCUUCGAGUCUUCGUCUCAGCCUCAGCAUCAGCUUCAGAGCUGCUGGAAAAUGUCACAGAUUUUCCAUUGGCAAGUUCCGGCAGACAGGCACAGACAGACAGCGACUUGUGUUACCAUUCCCCAGAUAGAAAUUACCACUCGAAGCUAAUUUAUUUAAUUAUUAUUUUCACUAGUUUGUAUUGUAUUAUCUAUCGUAUUGUAGUGUUUGUUUGUUCGUAAGCAUCGUUUUUGCACAAAUAACAAUAUAGUUUACACAGUAACCUCCCCCUCUAUUAUAACCACAACGAUCCCAGCCCCACAGUUGUAUCCCGCCCCCAUACAAAAACACACAAAAAAAACCCUAUUUAUUUUGAUUAAGUUCGAACUCGAGAACUCAAUAAAAAGUGUAAACAGAAAUGUCAAACAAAAA